Molecule: messenger RNA, 613 nt
Organism: Apaloderma vittatum (bar-tailed trogon)
Lineage: Eukaryota; Metazoa; Chordata; Aves; Trogoniformes; Trogonidae
Product: alpha-crystallin A chain
Exons: 3
Coding region: 80-613 (177 amino acids)
Biological process (GO): lens development in camera-type eye; response to heat; protein refolding
Molecular function (GO): protein folding chaperone; structural constituent of eye lens
Source: RefSeq, a predicted model, not a curated record
AAGGCAUCGCUGUCUUCCCAGCGACUGCACUCCUUCACUGCUCUCCCCUUGCAAACACAGGUCGCAAGCAGCCGCAAGCAUGGACAUUACCAUCCAGCAUCCCUGGUUCAAGCGUGCUCUGGGACCCCUCAUUCCAAGCCGUUUGUUCGACCAGUUUUUCGGAGAGGGUCUCUUCGAGUACGAUCUCCUGCCUUUGUUCUCUUCCACUAUCAGCCCCUACUACAGGCAGUCCCUCUUCCGCAGCGUGCUGGAGUCGGGCAUUUCAGAGGUGAGGUCUGACCGGGACAAGUUUACAAUCAUGCUGGAUGUAAAACACUUCUCUCCUGAAGACCUGAGUGUGAAGAUUAUCGAUGACUUUGUGGAAAUCCAUGGCAAGCACAGCGAAAGACAGGUAAGUGGAAGUGACGGUGAUGGUGGAGCUACUAGGGAGUCGAGCCGCCGGUACCGCCUGCCUGCCAACGUUGACCAGGCUGCCAUCACCUGCUCCCUGUCCAACGAUGGCAUGCUGACCUUCUCGGGCCCCAAGGUCCCCUCCAACAUGGACGCCGGCCACAGCGAGAGGCCCAUCCCUGUGUCCCGGGAGGAGAAGCCCACCUCUGCACCUUCCUCCUAA